AUCCCGAUACUCAUGGCGGUAAAUUCUGAUCGUAGGUCACCCCUCUCCCUCAACUCAUUCGGAUGUCUAUUGCAUUUUGCGGCAGAGAGAGGGACAAAUUCAUCCCCCAAAAACACAAUUCAAAAAUUUAAUCAAAAUUAAUCAACACAGAAAGAAAACCCAAAGAAAUUCCGUCAAAACAAGAUCUUGUAAAUUAAAAUCAAGAAAUGUAAGGAAAGUCAUCAUCUUUCCCACAUAUAAUUUCCAUUUUCAAAUUCCAACCUUAUAUGUUUUGAUCGAUCCCAGAAUUCAUGUAUGUAAUAUGUUGAUGAUCGAACCAACUUGAAUUUAUAUUUUUAUACAAAUUGUUUUUUUAUAUAAAAAAAAAGAGAGAAUGCCAAAAACAACUCCUGCAGAGAAUCCAUCAUCCUCUCCAACAUCUUCCUCUAAUGAUAAUUCAUUUUCUCCUGCCGAUAUUACUGUCAAGACCAUCAAGAAAAAAAAGUCCAUACUUCCAAAGAUUUUCAGCUCCAAGAAAAGUUGCAAAACAUCAGACGACGUAGUUUCUGAAUCAGAAAUUGACAAGAAACUUGCUGAAAGAAGAAAAGUUUUCUUAGACGACUCUCGUUUGAUCAGAAAGAGCUUCUCAGAAAGGAAGAGCAACCCACGUAUUGAAGGGCUUGAUUUGUCUAAUUUUGAUUCAACUUUAGCAUCGGUAGCACCUGUUAUGGAUCGUAUAAAUUACCGGAUAUUUGUAGGAACUUGGAAUGUAGGUGGGAGAAAUCCAACUAAUGAGCUUAACCUUGAUGAUUUCUUGCACGUCGAGGGCUCUUCGGAUAUAUAUGUAAUAGGGUUUCAGGAAAUAGUUCCUUUAAAUGCAGGCAAUGUUUUAGUGUUAGAGGAUAAUGAACCUGCAGCAAGAUGGCUAACCUUAAUAAACAUAGCAUUAAAUCGGAUAAACCAUAGUUCCUUAAACUCAACAGGUGAUUCAAGCCCGAGUACAAAACCAUCAAAGGACUCAUCAAAAUCUAACUUCUUCCAGAAGCCUAAUCUGAAACUUCUUAGUAAGAAUCUCAGAGGAGAUAGCAGCCUUGUUAAGACCUGUAAUUGUUGUUUUGAUUCACUCACACUACUUCCAGAAACGCAUAGACCAAGACGUAUACAUGACAAUCCUUUCCAAAAUCGCUACACAAGCAGCAUGGAAGAAUUCUUUUCUAUUGUACCAGAAUCCUCUGCCUACCCUGGUUUUGCUGAAUACAAUCUAAUCUCAAGCAAACAAAUGGUUGGCAUCUUUCUUUCUAUUUGGGCUAGAAAAGAAUUGGUUCCAUAUAUUGGCCACGUCAGAGUUUCUUCCAUGGGAACCGGGAUAAUGGGCUGUCUAGGGAACAAGGGAUGUACAUCAAUAAGCAUGACACUCCACAGAACUAGCUUGUGCUUUGUGUGUUCUCACUUGGCUUCAGGACAGAAGGAUGGAGAUGAGUUGAAGAGGAAUGCAGAUGUAGCAGAUAUAUUAAAAGGCAUGCAAUUUCCAAAGAUAUGCAAGAAUUCCGAGAAAAAAGCACCUGAGAAGAUCAUUGAUCAUGAUCGAGUCCUUUGGUUUGGAGAUCUUAACUAUCGCGUGUCUUUGCCUUACGAAGAAGCUAGGCUUCUCCUAGAGGAAAACGAUUGGGAUACUCUCCUUGAGAAAGAUCAGCUGAAGAUAGAGAGAGAUUCAGGUAGAGUGUUUAGUGGAUGGAAGGAGGGAAGAGUAAUGUUUGCACCAACUUACAAAUACAAUCAAAAUUCAGACAUGUAUGCAGGAGAGACUACUAAAUCAAAGAAGAAACGGCGUACCCCUGCCUGGUGUGACAGGAUAUUAUGGCAUGGACAUGGUAUUGAACAACUACACUACGCGAGAGGUGAAUCGAGGUUUUCUGAUCAUAGGCCUGUAUGUGCAGUGUUCUCUGUGGACGUCGAGGUGAGGCGUAAAAUAAGCUCAAGGUUUAGGAAAGGCUAUUCUUCUUGCACUGCUGGUUCUAGAUUAAGUGACUGUGCGCCUCAACGGCACAGUUUUUAUGAAUUCUGACGUCUAACUAACUAACUAACUAACCCCGGCCAAUAUUAUGUACCAAAUUUCCAUUCUUUUGUAAAUUUGAUUAGAUCGUUUUUUGGUGUAAAGAGGAACAUUAGAAAAUACAAUAGCAGUAGCAAUCUGCAAUUUUGAUACAGUUAUACGUACACAAGUUUCUGAGAAAGCAACAUUGACAUCUACAUAAGAAUAUAAGAUAGGUCCUGCUACUGAUUAGUAAUACUAAC
Messenger RNA from Spinacia oleracea (spinach), 2274 nucleotides. RefSeq names its product type I inositol polyphosphate 5-phosphatase 5. The record is from RefSeq and is a predicted model, not a curated record. The coding region runs from base 374 to 2044 and encodes 556 amino acids. Gene Ontology annotation, molecular function: inositol-polyphosphate 5-phosphatase activity; phosphatidylinositol-4,5-bisphosphate 5-phosphatase activity; phosphatidylinositol-3,4,5-trisphosphate 5-phosphatase activity. NCBI's taxonomy places the organism in Eukaryota, Viridiplantae, Streptophyta, Magnoliopsida, Caryophyllales, Amaranthaceae. The transcript is spliced from 9 exons. Gene Ontology annotation, biological process: phosphatidylinositol dephosphorylation.